Messenger RNA from Cicer arietinum (chickpea), 2981 nucleotides. RefSeq names its product lysM domain receptor-like kinase 3. Gene Ontology annotation, molecular function: ATP binding; transmembrane receptor protein kinase activity. The record is from RefSeq and is a predicted model, not a curated record. NCBI's taxonomy places the organism in Eukaryota, Viridiplantae, Streptophyta, Magnoliopsida, Fabales, Fabaceae. Gene Ontology annotation, biological process: innate immune response; protein phosphorylation.
AAACUAAUGUAACGUUUUUGUUCUCUUAUUUUCACUUUCUUCUUCUCUUUACCUUCAAUCCCCUUAAAAGUACCAUUUUUUUUUCCUUUACUUGGUUCCUAAAUUUAGCAUACCCCAUUUUCAUCACUCCAUUCUCCUCCAAUUAUUCUUAUCAACUUGGAUUUUUUCCAUUUUUUUAUUUGUUUCUAUUUUUGUUGUUGUCAUCUUUCAUCAAAUUGUUGAACAAAAAGCUAGUUCUUUUAAGCUUGGAAAUCUUAAGAUUUUGGUUUAUGUCACUCAAUUUGGAUUUUUUUUUUUUUGAAUUUUUAUUGGGUUGUGUCAUUUUCCUUCAAAUCUAGAUCAAGUUGUUUCCUUUGUUCAUCUCCAUUAAAAAAAGCUUAAGCUUUUUGGAUUAAGUUCGCUCUUUUACAUCCCUUGAGCUCCAAGUGGUUCCAUUGACACCAUUUUCUUUGACCCUUUUGCUUAAAAAUUAUUGUCACUUGUUAAUUUCUAAGCAAUGAUUAUUAUAGGAAAACCCCAUUUGAAGUUGCUUCAGUUGCUUCUCUUUCUGUUAUACCUUCAUUUCAAUGGAAUCAGUUCUUAUCAAAUGGCACCAAUGAAUUGUACAGACACAAGCCGUGUCUGCACUUCUUUCUUGGCCUUUAAGCCUCAAAAAACCCAAUCACUUGAAGUGAUUCAAAGCAUGUUUGAUGUGUUGCCAGGUGACAUCACAGUUGAAGGAAAUGGUUGGGAUUACAUAUUCAUAAGGAAGAACUGUUCUUGUGCAGCUGGUAUAAAGAAAUAUGUGUCUAACACCACCUUUACUGUGAAAUCAAAUAAAGGGUUGGUGGAUGAUUUGGUUAUGGAUGCCUAUGAUGGGCUUAUUUUGCUUCCUAACACCUCAAGGAGGGCAAGGAAUGGUGCUGUUAUAUCAUUGAGGUUGUUUUGUGGUUGUUCUAGUGGAUUAUGGAACUAUCUUUUGAGUUAUGUGUUGAGAGAUGGGGAUAGUGUUGAAUCUUUGGCAAGUAGAUUUGGGGUUAGUAUGGAUAGUAUUGAAGCUGUGAAUGGCCUUGAUGGUCCUGAUAAUGUUACUGUUGGUUCACUUUAUUAUAUUCCUCUUGAUUCUGUUCCUGGUGAUCCUUUUCCUCCAAACCAUGCUUCUCCACCGGCUUCUGUUCCUGCUCCUUCUGUUGAUAAUAUUUCAGAUGAUCAGGUCAAUCAUAAGUAUCAUGUACCCUAUGGAUGGAUCAUUGGUGGCUUAGGAGUUGGUCUUAUUCUGAUAAUAUUAAGCAUAAUUCUCUGCGUUUGCCUCAGAUCAUCGAAUUGUUUAUCCGAGUCGCGAAGUCAUGAAAAAGAUGCUGAUGGAAAAGUCUCUCAUAAAUUCCAAAUUCUUCGGAAUCCAAGUUUCUUUUGUGGUUCUGGAAGGUACAUAUGUGGCAAACAUGUUGACCAGAAGCAAAGAGAUGGUGACUCCAGCAAUCACACGAUUACCGUUCCCAAAGCUUCGACUCUAGGGCCUGACGUAUUUGACAUGGAUAAGCCUGUAGUUUUUUCAUACGACGAGAUUUUUUCCUCGACUGAUGGCUUCUCUGAUUCAAAUCUACUUGGGCAUGGAACAUACGGAUCUGUCUACUAUAGCCUCGUUCGUGACCAGGAAGUUGCUAUUAAAAGAAUGACAGCUACAAAAACAAAAGAAUUUACGUCAGAGGUUAAAGUUUUGUGCAAGGUUCAUCAUGCUAAUCUGGUAGAAUUGAUUGGCUAUGCAGCUAGUCACGAUGAGCUUUUCCUAGUUUAUGAGUAUGCUCAGAAGGGUUCACUCAGAAGCCAUUUGCAUGAUCCUCAAAAUAAGGGUCAUUCACCACUUUCAUGGAUAAUGAGGGUCCAGAUUGCACUUGAUGCUGCUAGGGGACUUGAAUAUAUACAUGAGCACACAAAAGCUCAUUAUGUCCACCGUGAUAUCAAGACGAGCAACAUUUUACUUGAUGCUUCCUUUAAAGCAAAGAUAUCAGAUUUUGGGUUGGCGAAACUUGUGGGGAUAACAAACGAGGGAGAAGUUUCAACUACCAAAGUUGUUGGUACAUAUGGAUAUCUUGCUCCGGAAUACUUGAGCGACGGCCUUGCAACCACCAAAAGUGAUGUCUAUGCAUUUGGCGUUGUCCUUUUUGAGAUUAUAACUGGAAAAGAAGCCAUUAUUCGAACAGAAGGCAUGAUGACUAAAAAUCCCGAAAGACGCUCACUCGCAUCAGUAAUGUUGGCAGUUCUAAGGAACUCACCUGAUUCCAUGAGCAUGUCAAGCAUGAGAGAUUACAUUGAUUCAAAUAUGAUGAAUCUGUUUCCCCAUGAUUGUGUAUUUAAGAUGGCUAUGCUGGCAAAGCAAUGUGUGGAUGACGAUCCCAUCUUACGACCCGACAUGAAACAAGUAGUGAUUUCCAUCUCACAGAUUCUUCUAUCUUCUAUUGAGUGGGAAGCAACACUAGCCGGGAAUAGCCAAGUAUUCAGUGGACUUGUUCAGGGAAGAUAGCUUACGCAACAAGAUAUCUUUCGCUCCCAGAUUCUUUUUCCAGUAUCCUUUAUUUAUUUGUUGGAUAACAAAUGUUAGUAUAUUAGUUGUUAUGUUACUAUUUUCUGAAUUUAAAUCCCGGUCUUUUAACGCCUUCAACUCCUUUAUACACUUUUUUUUUUCUUCUUCUGGUUGAUUGUGAUGUAUCAAUAGGAGCAAAGACUUAUGAUGGACAUGGUGGAUCAAUCAAUAUCUUGUUUUUGGCCAUUUAUUUUCUCAAAUGUGAUUUUAGCUACGUAGAAAAUUUUAGGUGUAAUUUAGAGUAUGUGAUGAUGGAAGCUAAGGAUGGAUUUUAUUUCCAUAUGAUUUGUAUUUUAAUGAGUUGUAAUUUUGGCAGUAGUAUAUGUAUGCUUAUAUUAUUUCAUUCUUUGUAUUUCUUCAUUUUUAUUAGAUUGAAAUGUAAAGGCAUGAUGUAUCUUAUUUCUUCAUUUUGUGGUUUUAA